This is a messenger RNA of Cercopithifilaria johnstoni, 621 nucleotides long. The record is from the annotation of a GenBank genome assembly. Lineage: Eukaryota; Metazoa; Nematoda; Chromadorea; Rhabditida; Onchocercidae.
AUGUCUGUCUUAUUAUUCUACUUAUUACUUUGUUCUGUUUAUUUGGUCAAUUCGAGAACAAUUACACUUAGAGUUCCUGAGAGUAUCAGUUCAGAAUUCCCAUAUGAAACUCUCGAAGAACAAUUUAAACGAUCGGAUAAAAAUGGUGAUAACAAAUUAUCAUUUGAUGAAUAUCUUCACUUAAAUUUACUCUAUGAAAGAAUGAAGAAAUUUGAAUUUAAACAAAUCGACAAAAAUAAUGAUGGAUACAUUUCACGUAGUGAACAUGAUGAUGCUGAAGGUGUAAAACAAAAGGAAAUUAUUGAUGAACGACGUGCCCAAUAUUUUCAACAAAUUUAUGAAGAAUUUGAUAAGAACUUUGAUUUAAAAUUGGAUAUGAAAGAGGUGAAAGAAAUAUUGGCUGAACGAUAUGCAUUGAAACCUCGUCUCAAUUUCCAGUCAAUAUUUGAUUCAUUCGAUAAGAAUCAUGAUGGCGGACUUGAAUUAUCCGAGUAUGUCAAAUUCGACGGUGAAGUACCAUUUGAGGAAAUGGAUCCAUUUAAUGAUAAUCAAUUAUCAUCGAAAAAAAUUGCCAAAGAGAAAUUAUUGACACAAAAAUCAAAACCAUUGAUCAAAAUUUAA